CCGACAGCUGGCCCCGCGCCCACACCGACAGCCACACCGGGGGCCCGCGCGCGGCACAGCCCCCCCGCGCUAUCAGCCCAGCGCUCUCGACGUGCAGCACGCCGGCCAGUGCGCGUGCGCAGUCCGUGCGCCCAGGAUUAAGCAUCCGUCGGCAGAGAGAUCACAAAGCGGCGCCAGGAGCUUAACUUGGCGCCCGUACAACACGAGCCGCACCAUGCGCACCCCACAGUAGUGGGGCUCGGCGGCGAGCAUAGGACGCAGACGCCCAUGCUGCCCGGAGCAGCGCCGGCACCGGCAUGGCGUAGCCAGCGGCAGGGGCGGCGGCAGCGGCGGCGGCAGGGACCGGGGCCGUGGCUGGCGCCGAGGCUGUGGCCAGGGCCGCGGCCGAGGCUGCAGCGAUGAGCCCCGGGGACAUGCGGGACGUGCAUCGCCGUCACCAGCGCCGCCUGUCGCCGCUAUCGCCGCCGGCCUCUGACCCCCGCUGCUGCCGCCCCGCGGCGCCCCGGCCGCCCCGCGGCCCCGGCCCCGGCCCUGGCCACGGCCACGGCCACCCGGCGGCCGAGGCCACAGCGUCCCGCCAGAGAGCCCGGCCAACCCGAACAGCAGUCGAGCGCAAGGCGCGCGCAGCACGCGCCACCUCCGUCGUCUUCGUCAACCCCAUGGAGCGUGAAAUGAACGACACCGGGCUGGACCCGUUCGCCAACCUCACCAGCAGCCUCGGCCUGGACCGCGAGGACCUCGAGGGCCUCGAGGCUGACGGCGGCGCCCUGGGGCAGGUGGGCGUGGCCGAGCAGCUGCUCAUCGCGUGGAGGCACAUCAUCGGCGGGCCCAACGCCACGGUGGACGUCGGACUGGGCCUCCUCCACGUCUCGCUCAACGCCUCGACCCCCGCCAACCUCCCCGGCAACCUCUCCGCCAACCUGACGGGCAACGCGUCCGCCACCCAGCUGCUCGGCCUAGGAGGCUACAUGGAGCUGGGCAACGCGUCGACAUGGACGGAACACGAGGAGCUGGUGCACCUCGUCCAGAUGGUCAGCGUGGCCGUCCUCCUCGGCCUCGUCAUCCUGACCACUGUCAUAGGCAACGUGUUUGUGAUCGCCGCGAUCCUGCUGGAGCGCCACCUCCAGAACGUGGCCAACUACCUGAUCCUCUCGCUGGCGGUGGCCGACCUGCUGGUCGCCUGCCUGGUCAUGCCUCUGGGCGCCGUCUACGAGGUGAGCCAGCAGUGGACGCUGGGGCCGGAGCUGUGCGACAUGUGGACCUCCUCGGACGUGCUCUGCUGCACCGCUAGCAUCCUGCACCUGGUCGCCAUCGCCCUGGACAGCCCUGAUGACCUUAAAAAAGCUUGA
This is a messenger RNA of Frankliniella occidentalis (western flower thrips), 1349 nucleotides long. RefSeq names its product 5-hydroxytryptamine receptor-like. The transcript is spliced from 5 exons. NCBI's taxonomy places the organism in Eukaryota, Metazoa, Arthropoda, Insecta, Thysanoptera, Thripidae. Bases 399 to 1349 code for a protein of 316 amino acids. Gene Ontology annotation, molecular function: G protein-coupled receptor activity. The record is from RefSeq and is a predicted model, not a curated record. Gene Ontology annotation, cellular component: membrane. Gene Ontology annotation, biological process: adenylate cyclase-activating adrenergic receptor signaling pathway.